This is a messenger RNA of Sinocyclocheilus anshuiensis, 6114 nucleotides long. Its product is annotated as solute carrier family 12 member 2-like. The transcript has 27 exons. Lineage: Eukaryota; Metazoa; Chordata; Actinopteri; Cypriniformes; Cyprinidae. The record is from RefSeq and is a predicted model, not a curated record. Gene Ontology annotation, molecular function: ammonium channel activity; sodium:potassium:chloride symporter activity. Gene Ontology annotation, cellular component: apical plasma membrane. The coding region runs from base 378 to 3776 and encodes 1132 amino acids. Gene Ontology annotation, biological process: cell volume homeostasis; chloride ion homeostasis; ammonium transmembrane transport.
UUCUCAUUCGCCUGUGUGUGAGUCUCCACCCCUGAUGGAGCGGGCAAAUCUCGCGAGAGCGCCUCCUCUCGCGAUGCCGCCCAGCAUCGCCGCUACUGCAGUGCCUAUAAAGCGGCGAGACACGGAGUUGCGGCAAGGUCGCGCAGCAUCACGGCGAACGCUAGCCACGGAACGCUCGGUUCACGGAGAUCGUUAGCGUCCUCUGGAGCGCGUCGGAUAUUUCCUCACACGCGUUCAGGCUGGACGCACGCGCCGCUGUUCUCCGUUUGCAUCCGCAUGUGCGGCGUUGUUUUAGUCUUCCUGCAGCAUCAGUGUCACCUCCACCGGCUCCGCUGCACUUCACCGGACACUAUCGGCUCUGAGGAGGCUUUUCUGUCAUGUCGGCGUCACCUCCGCCCCCCGCCGCCGCGAGCGACCAUCUCUCCGCGCCCGAACCCGACGCGCUCAAGCCCGCCGGUCCCACGCCGAGCCAGAGCCGCUUCCAGGUGGACCUGGUGUCGGAGUGCGCCGCGGAAACGGCGCUGGCCUCGGACUCCUCCCCACCCGAAUACUCCGCCGAGCCGCUCCGGUACCCCGUGUCCGGCGGCGAGGAAGCCAAAGGCCGGUUUCGCGUCGUGAACUUCGCGGCCUCGAGUCCGGACUCGGCGCCGGCGGACUGCGCGCAGAACGGGGACACGGUGAUGAGCGAGGGCAGCCUGCACUCGUCCAGCGGCGGCCAGCAGCACCAUCACUACGACACCCACACCAACACCUACUACCUCCGCACCUUCGGACACAACACCAUCGACGCCGUGCCCAACAUCGACUUCUACCGGCAGACCGCCGCGCCGCUGGGCGAGAAGCUCAUCAGACCCACCCUCUCGGAGCUGCACGACGAGCUGGACAAGGAGCCGUUCGAGGAUGGCUUUGCUAACGGCGAGGAGCUGACUCCUGCAGAGGAGGCCGCGGCUAAAGAAGCCUCCGAGUCUAAAGGAGUGGUGAAGUUCGGCUGGAUCAAAGGAGUGCUGGUGCGCUGCAUGUUAAACAUAUGGGGCGUGAUGCUCUUCAUUCGAAUGACAUGGAUCGUGGGCCAGGCUGGAAUUGCGUAUUCCUGCAUCAUUGUUGUUAUGGCCACUGUUGUGACUACCAUCACGGGCUGCUCGACCUCUGCGAUCGCCACCAAUGGCUUUGUACGAGGAGGUGGGGCGUAUUACUUAAUAUCUCGAAGUUUAGGCCCAGAGUUUGGCGGCUCCAUUGGUCUGAUUUUUGCCUUUGCCAACGCUGUGGCCGUGGCCAUGUACGUCGUGGGCUUUGCAGAAACUGUAGUUGAGCUGCUCAUUAAUUCCGGUGCGCUCAUGCUCGAUGAGAUUAAUGACGUCAGGAUCAUUGGAACCAUUACGGUCAUCCUGCUGCUUGGCGUCUCAGUGGCUGGAAUGGAGUGGGAGGCCAAGGCUCAAAUAUUCCUCUUGUUCAUUUUGGUCACUGCUAUCUUUAACUACUUCAUUGGGACCUUCAUCCCUGUCGAGUCCAAGGAGAAAUUUGGCUUCUUCAGCUAUGACGCGGGCAUCUUGGCAGAUAACUUUGGCCCAGACUUUCGAGGGGAGACAUUUUUCUCCGUUUUUUCCAUCUUCUUCCCAGCCGCCACAGGCAUUUUGGCUGGAGCCAACAUCUCAGGAGAUCUAGCAGAUCCUCAAAUGGCCAUCCCUAAAGGAACGCUGUUGGCUAUCCUCAUAACGGGCCUCGUGUACGUGGGUGUGGCCAUUUCUGCAGGUGCUUGCAUCGUGCGGGAUGCUACAGGAAUGGAGAGUAACGUAACCCUCAGUGGCUUAAACUGCACUGACGCGGCCUGUAAGUUCGGCUAUGACUUCACUUCCUGCAGACCUGUUGAAGGAGGGAAGUCUGCCUGCAAGUUCGGCCUUUACAAUGAUUUCCAGGUCAUGAGUGUGGUGUCAGGCUUCGGGCCCCUCAUCACAGCCGGCAUCUUCUCCGCGACCCUCUCCUCGGCCCUGGCCUCUCUCGUCAGCGCCCCCAAAGUCUUCCAGGCCUUAUGCAAAGACAAUAUCUACCCUGGAAUUGCAGUUUUCGGGAAGGGCUACGGCAAGAACAACGAGCCUCUGCGAGGAUAUUUCCUCACCUUUGGCAUUGCCUUGGCCUUCAUUCUCAUUGCGGAGUUGAACAUCAUCGCCCCGAUCAUUUCCAAUUUCUUCCUGGCAUCGUACGCUCUCAUCAACUUCUCGGUGUUUCACGCGUCGCUGGCCAAUUCCCCCGGAUGGAGGCCGAGCUUCAAGUACUACAACAUGUGGGUGUCUCUGGCCGGGGCCAUCCUGUGUUGUGUGGUCAUGUUCAUCAUCAACUGGUGGGCGGCCCUCCUGACCAACGUCAUCGUCCUGUCCCUUUACAUCUACGUCAGCUACAAGAAACCAGAUGUGAACUGGGGCUCGUCCACUCAAGCUCUGACGUAUCAUCAGGCCCUGACACACAGUCUGCAGCUGUGCGGAGUAGCUGACCACAUCAAAACCUACAGGCCACAGUGUCUGGUGAUGACCGGAGCUCCAAACUCUCGUCCAGCUCUUCUUCAUCUGGUGCACGCCUUCACCAAGAAUGUGGGUCUGAUGCUGUGUGGCCACGUGCGCGCCAGUUCCCGGCGGCCCAACUUUAAAGAGCUGAACAGUGAUAUGCUGCGCUACCAAAGGUGGCUCCUCAACAACAGCUCCAAGGCGUUUUACACUCCUGUGGUGGCUGAAGACCUUCGCCAAGGAACCCAGUACCUGCUGCAGGCUGCUGGUUUGGGCAGAUUGAGGCCCAACACACUGGUGCUCGGCUUCAAGAACGACUGGCGCAUUGGAGAUAUAAAGGACGUUGAGACCUACAUAAACCUGAUGCACGACGCGUUUGAUUUUCAGUACGGUGUGGUCAUUCUCAGACUGCGAGAGGGACUCGAUAUCUCUCACAUUCAAGGCCAAGAUGAUUCUUCAGCGAUGAGGGAUGUGGUGGUCUCAGUGGACAUGAGCAAGGACUCGGAUGGAGACUCGUCCAAACCCUCCUCCAAGGCCACCAGUGUCCAGAACAGCCCCGCCGUCCAGAAAGAUGAGGAUGAGGAUGGCAAAGCCCACACUCGGCCGCUGUUGAAGAAAGAGAAGAGGAGCCCGACGCUUCCUCUGAAUGUGGCGGAUCAGCGGCUGUUGGACGCCAGUCAGCAGUUCCAGCAGAAGCAGGGGAAGGGCACCAUCGACGUCUGGUGGCUCUUUGAUGACGGAGGUCUGACUCUACUGAUCCCCUAUCUGAUCGCCAACAAGAAGAAAUGGAAGGACUGUAAGAUCCGCGUCUUCAUCGGGGGCAAGAUCAACCGGAUCGACCAUGACCGCAGAGCCAUGGCCACGUUGCUCAGCAAGUUCAGGAUCGAUUUCUCUGACAUCACGGUCCUGGGCGACAUCAACACAAAGCCCAAGUCAGAGGGUUUGACCGAGUUUGCUCAGAUGAUCGAGCCAUAUAAGCUGAGAGAAGAUGACAUGGAGCAGGAAGCUGCUGAGAAGCUGAAGAGCGAAGAACCCUGGAGAAUCACAGACAAUGAGCUGGAGCUCUACAGAGCCAAGAGUAACCGUCAGAUCCGACUGAACGAGCUGUUGAAGGAGCACUCGAGCACAGCCAACCUCAUCGUCAUGAGCAUGCCGCUGGCCAGGAAAGGAGCCGUCUCCAGCGUUCUUUACAUGGCCUGGCUGGACACAAUAUCCAAAGACCUGCCACCCAUCCUCUUAGUGCGCGGGAACCAUCAGAGCGUCCUCACCUUCUACUCGUAGAGUGCUCUCAGACGAGCACAGCACCUCAGACUGAUGAUGCUGAUAGACGUUUCUCGACAGAGCUGAAACAAACGGACUCCUUCCACGCCACAGCACUCAACAGGAAAGAUCAGCGUUUGACGAUUUAUAUUGUCCUCAGCUCACAGGUUUCCGAGCACACCUUGUUACACUGAUUGUUGUUAUCAUUGUUAUCAUUACUAUGACUGUCGCAACUUUGAGUUGUGGAUUUUUUCCCCCUCUCUUUUUAAUUUGCUCUUGAUGAAGCAAUAAUCACCUCAUUUCUUAUUUUCUCACUUUGAAGAAAAACACGAUUCUUUGCAACACUUUUUAUAGCCUCGUGGAUGUGCCUUCCUGUGCAAUCAGAUUCAAUUAAACUUUUCCCCGACUGGUGAUUUAUAAAGGAAUAGAUGUAGGCUGCUUGUUUUUAUUGGGUUUUAAAUGUAAAUCUUCCUUGAUUUUAUCACGUUUUAGCACGAGUGGACUGAGGUUUCCACCGUGCCGCAUUUGAAAACACUUUUUCGCUUUUUUGUAGCCAGAAUUUUUUGUUUUUCUUUUUUCUUCUUCAGAGUUUUACGUCUUCCUUUAAGCAUUGAAAGAGUUGUGGAGUUUUAGCACAGCGCCCCUCCAUGUUCUCGUUACAAUGAUCGACCUGAACUACAGGGUGAUUACAAUCAUCUUCAGUAGUCUGAUGUAAAGAACUUUAACAGAACUAUAUUAGUUUUCCCUAGCGUGCAGUUGAAUGGUUUUUGGUGUGAUGGAGAUGCACUGAUGAGUGCCGUCUGUCUGAAGGAGAAAGAGCCGUCAGAUCCUUUCAAACUAACAAUCAACCAAAUAAGAGCGAAGCCCUUAAAUCACAGAUCCUGCUACAGACCAGACCUUUGCCUUAACAGAUGAGGGGAUGAUUGUGUUUACUGUCCUCAGGCCAUACUGGCUAGUUGAUCGACUGAAGCAGAAUGUUCUCCAGACCAGAAAGCCUCUGUCUGUUUUAUAAAGCAGUCUGGAAUCGUACAUCGAGGUGUUUCUGUGGCUCGAGGCCUUCACCGGAGGUCCCGAGAUGUGUUCAUGUGUGGUUUGAAGCUGUAAGAAUGUAUUCGGCGCUGAAUGGAUUUGUUCCUCUAUGCAGAUGGACUGCGUGCGACUCGUUGAAAUCGUGCAUCUAAACUCAGGAUCGAGUGCCGGGUUCAUCGUUAGCGUUGGUUUUUCUUCAGAACCGUCGAGAAAACCGAUGCGGAUUCGCUCUGUUCUGUUCCUGAAUAUUUGUCCGGUUGUCUCUUGUGAUUGAAUGCUGGGAUGUUUGGCCCAUCAUGCUUUAGUUUGAAUCUAUAGCUAUAAAGCGGAGUGUUGGUCAGUUAGCCUCAUGGGUCAGCGUUUGCGAGUCCAUCGCAGUCCGGCUGAAUACGACGGCUUUCGUCACGCUUUGACUCUGGUUUCCAACACUAGUUUUGCUCACAGGCUCAGUGUGUUGUGCUGUCGCAGGUUCUGUGUGCGUUCCAUUCACAGCCUGAGAAAUACUCCAUGUGACAGAGUUAGAGUGAAUAUAUUAUUCAUAUGUAUAGUUCUCAAUAUAAACUAGUAUUUAAAGUGCGUAACUGUGUGCGCCGCAUGUGGGUGAGGUUAGUGACGCUGACGGUACAAUCUUCCCUGUUCUGUAUUUGUAUGGCUACAGCACUCCUUCACCCGACCACGACUCCAUCACCAAUUCACUUGUAUAUUAUAUUUAGAUAUAGAAAAGGGAGAGUGUGUCACAAGCAUAUAACGUGUGUGUGUUUCUCACUGAUCUAGCUGCAGCUGUAAAGCGCCUCUCAGAGGUUCCUCUGGUGUUUCUGUUUUUUGCUCUGGGCAUCUCCUGCAGAUUGUGUUGCCUAAGUCUGUUUCAUGUUCUCUGGUUCGCUUAUUGCUGCGUGUCCAAACGAGUUCACACAGCGAGUUCCAGCUCUAGUUCACACUACUUCCUCACUAACUUGUAGAUAUCUUUAACCUAACCAAAUUAAUCAAAGGAGUGGAAUAAUAACGGCAAAUUAAUAUGAUGAGAUAUAUUUAUUUCAGGGUUUUCUUUCUUCGGUUACAGUAGUUUUAUGUGAAUUAUUUUUCUUUUUUUAGUUGUUUGGGUUUAGUCUGCAGAUUCUCAUCUUUCAGCGUUUGGUCACAUUUCUAUCUCUUAUAAGCCUUUUAAAGAUGGCUCUGUUGACCAGUGAGGGUGGAUCUGAUCGACUGGCUGUGCUGGAACAGUAAUGUUUUGAUAUACUCUGCUGUUAUUUGUCACAUGUAUGUUUUUUUCUAACAUUUUAACGGUUAAGGGUAUCAAUGCUUUGUACAUCUUUAUUGCAAUAUAUAUAUA